AUGGCUUCUUUCGCAGACAACAUGGAUUACAGGGACUCUGAUCGCAGCCUCUCAAGUGGGAGAGCUUCAGGUAGGUGAUCUGAUCUGUCUUCAUGAUUCAUACGUGCAUACCAAGGGAGAGAGAGCCGGCGAAUAUUACCCCUGUAAAUGGAUGGAAGUGUGAAGACCAUCGAGAUAGAAUUGGGAGGAACAUCACGACAUCAUCUUCCACGCGCUCGUAAGGAGAUUUAUGCAGAGUAAAGAUCUUCGAAAGAAAUCCGAUUCCUAUUCAUCGUCCUCCGCAUCGUUGACACCAUUCGCGAUAUGCAAUUCUCUUUCAGAUCAAUUGUCACUGCCUGGAUCAAACGCAUGCCGUCGAGUAAUUGUUUAUUUCUCUGUUACUUGCUAACUUCCUGAUCUCUCGAUGCAGAGACGGGGAGCCGCUAUGUGAUCGAGUCGGGCCUGUACAUGUCAUCUCUGGCGGCGACCGUCCUCAUAUCCGGGCUCGUGAUUGUCGGGAUUUCAUUGCUCACGAUCCUGGUUUCGCUAUUUGUCAUGCUGCAAUCAUGUCAGAACAAGAAUUCCGGUGUUCUUCACCAAAGGGGAGUGAACUGUGCGCGUGAUUACCGCGAGGGUUUAGCGUUCCCUGAGGCGCUUGGAAAUUGGGACGCAGAGGAAUCUUCCGCCCGCUGCGAGGGCUACAUCAAUGGCCACAUCGAGGAACGCCGCGACCAGAGGGAGCUCAAUGCCUCGCUUAAGAGGGUUGAGGAUUUCUUCAGCACCGCGACGCCAGGCAGCAGCGUUGACGUGGUGCUGAUGGACAUUGACGAUCUGUUUCCGGCCGCCACUUCCGGCAGGAGCGAGCUUCCUCACCGCAGGUGAUUGCAGAAUUAGUUUCCGAUUGUAAAAGAUAAUUAAUUCUAGCAUUUGUUAUCCCCCGGCAAGGCAUAUCAUCCCUGGAUCCGCCGGCGCCUGUGCUGCUUGCUGUUCUCACGUACCGAUUCUUGGAUCAGGGACGAGUCCGGGGAUGGGCAGGCGCUGGCUCGAGACCUGGUCCGCAGACUGUACGCGAGACUCCAAGCCGGCGGCUGGUCUUUGAUUCUCUUCUCGCGGAAGACGGAGAGGCAGAGGAGCGGAACGGCAGACGACCUCGUCGCCGCGGGAUACGGAGGCUGGUCUUCGCUGAUCAUGAGGUUGGUGGCAGUAGCUCCUGAAAACCGACCUGUCUGUGCAAGUUUCACCGCAGCAUGCCUCUGAACGCGCCAAAGACGAAUCAAAUCGAAUUCCCCCGGGCUGAGAAAGCCAUUGUCAUGCUUUUCUUGCAGAUCCGACGGCGAGCUGUCGAUGGAGAGCUGGGAGUACAUCUCCAGACGAAGGGCGUUGCUGCGGGAGCAGGGGUUCGCGAUCGCCAGCGUAAUCAGCGGCAGGAUGGACGCCCUAAUCGGGCCUUGCCCAGGGAGACGGGACUUUAGGCUUCGCUCCUUGUUCCCCGGGACGUGA
Molecule: messenger RNA, 1479 nt
Organism: Spirodela intermedia
Lineage: Eukaryota; Viridiplantae; Streptophyta; Magnoliopsida; Alismatales; Araceae
Source: the annotation of a GenBank genome assembly